AUGGAUGGGGGCAUCGUGGGCGACCCAGAGCCGAGGUCAGCUUUGGCAUCGCCUGGGCCUGACCAGCGGCCCCCAGAGGAUGAGCGGGAGGCAAUCCGCCGCGCCAUCCAGAAGGAGCUGAAGAUCAAGGAGGGUGUGGAGAACCUGCAGCGCGCGGCCACCGACCGCCGCCACCUGGGCCGCGUGCAGCAGCUGCUGCGCUGCUCCAACCGCCGGCUGGAGCAGCUGCACGGCGAGCUGCAGGAGCUGCACGCCCGCGUCCUGCUGCCCGCGCCCGCGCCCAGGGGCCAGGGGGACUCCGCGCCACCCGGGACAGGGCCCGUGGCCUCAGGAGCCCCGCCGUCCGCAGAGCAGCCCGGGGCCCGGCAGCUGGAGGUGCUGCAGAGGCAGCUGCAGGUGGAGCUGAAGGUGAAGCAGGGGGCUGAGAACAUGACCCACACGUAUGCCAGUGGCGGCCCCAAGGAGAGGAAGCUCCUGGCAGCUGCCCAGCAGAUGCUGCGGGACAGUCAGCUGAAGGUGGCCCUGCUGCGCAUGAAGAUCAGCCGCCUGGAGGCCAGCGGGUCCCCGGAACCAGGCCCGGAGCUGCUGGUGGAGGGGCUGCGGCACCGACUGCACAUCGAGGCUGCCGUGGCCGAGGGGGCCAAGAACGUGGUGAAGCUGCUGGGUGGCCGCCGCACGCAGGACCGGAAGGCGCUGGCCGAGGCCCAGGCCCAGCUCCAGGAGUCCUCCCAGAAGCUGGACCUCCUGCGGCUGGGCUUGGAGCAGCUGCUGGAGGGACUCCCCCCUGCCCACCCCCUGCGAGGCAGAGUGGCCCAGGAACUUCGGACUGCUGCGUCUGGGAACCCCCAGCCUUCAGGGGCGCUGGUGAAGCCCACGGCCAUGACAGGGACACUGCAGGUCCACCUCCUCGGCUGUGAGCGGCUGCUGACGGCCGUGCCUGGACGGUCCCCCGUGGCCGCGCUGGCUGGGAGCCCCGGCCAGGGCUGGCUUCGGGGCAGGGCCAAGCAGCAGCGCGGCCGAGGCGAGCUCGCCUGUGAGGUGCUGGCCGUGCUGAAGGUGGACAAUCGUGUUGUGGGCCAGACAGGUUGGGGACCCGUGGCCAAACAGUCCUGGGACCAGAACUUUGUUGUCCCUCUGGAGCGGGCCCGAGAGCUGGAGAUUGGGGUGCAUUGGCGGGACUGGCGGCAGCUGUGCGGCGUGGCCUUCCUGCGGCUGGAGGACUUCCUGGACAAUGCCUGUCACCAGCUCUCGCUCAGCCUGGUGCCGCAGGGGCUGCUCUUCGCCCAGGUGACCUUCUGUGACCCCGUCAUUGAGAGAAGGCCUCGGCUACAGAGGCAAAAACGCAUGUUCUCUAAGCGCAGAGGUCAGGACUUCCUGAGGGCUUCCCAGAUGAACCUCAGCAUGGCAGCCUGGGGGCGUCUGGUCAUGAGCCUGCUACCCCCUUGCAGCUCCCCUAACACCAUCAGCCCCCCCAAAGCCUGCCCCCAGACGCCAGCCACACGCCGGGGCGCCGCCGACCCUGCCUCUCCCAGCAACCUCCAGCCCAAGAAGACCCUCCUGGGAGAAGGGGCGAGACCCCCACCCAAGCCUCCGCGGCUGUACCUGCCUCCGGAGCCAGCCCCUGAGGAGACACCGCGCACCAAACGCCCCCACAUGGAGCCAAGGACUCGACUGGGGCCGUCUCCACCAGCCCCAGCCACCAGGAAGCCCCCUCGACUCCAGGACUUCCACUGCCUGGCAGUGCUGGGUCGGGGACACUUUGGGAAGGUCCUCCUGGUCCAGUUCAAGGGCACCGGGAGGUACUAUGCCGUCAAAGCACUGAAGAAGCAGGAGCUGCUGAGCCGGGAGGAGGUUGAGAGCCUGUACUGUGAGAAGCGGAUCCUGGAAGCUGUGGGCUGCACGGGGCACCCCUUCCUGCUCUCCCUCCUGGCCUGUUUCCAGACCUCCAGCCACGCCUGCUUCGUGACCGAGUUUGCGCCCGGCGGGGACCUCAUGAUGCAUAUCCAUGAGGAUGUGUUCCCGGAGCCCCAGGCCCGGUUCUACCUGUCCUGUGUGGUGUUGGGGCUGCAGUUCUUACACGAGAAGAAGAUCAUUUAUAGGGACCUUAAACUGGAUAAUCUCCUGCUGGAUGCCCAGGGCUUCCUGAAGAUUGCAGACUUUGGGCUUUGCAAGGAAGGCAUUGGCUUUGGGGACCGGACAAGCACCUUCUGCGGCACCCCGGAGUUCCUGGCCCCCGAGGUGCUGACCCAGGAGGCCUACACGAGGGCAGUGGACUGGUGGGGACUGGGCGUGCUGCUCUAUGAGAUGCUGGUAGGCGAGUGCCCGUUCCCAGGGGACACGGAGGAGGAGGUGUUUGACUGCAUCGUCAACGCAGACGCACAGUACCCCCACUUUCUGUCGCUGCAAGGGCUCGAGCUGAUUCAGAAGCUCCUCCAGAAGUGCCCGGAGAAGCGCCUGGGGGCGGGCGAGCGGGAUGCUGAGGAGAUCAAGACGCAGCCCUUCUUCAGGGCCACGGACUGGCAGGCCCUGCUGGCCCGCGCCACCCCGCCGCCCUUCGUGCCCACCGUCUGCGGCCCUACAGACCUGCGCUACUUCGAGGGCGAGUUCACGGGGCUGCCGCCCACCCUGACGCCGCCCGAGCCCCGCAGCCCCCUCACGGCCCGCCAACAGGCCGCCUUCCGGGACUUCGACUUUGUGUCAGAGCGGUUCCUGGAACCCGAGGCCCUCCCAGCCUCUGCCCGGAGCCCAGGCCCUGCCUGGUGUCUCUGAGCCGGGGCCAGUGGA
Condylura cristata (star-nosed mole) is the source of this 2784-nucleotide messenger RNA. RefSeq names its product protein kinase N3 (gene PKN3). Gene Ontology annotation, molecular function: small GTPase binding; protein serine/threonine kinase activity; ATP binding. Gene Ontology annotation, biological process: signal transduction; protein phosphorylation. Bases 1 to 2769 code for a protein of 922 amino acids. Lineage: Eukaryota; Metazoa; Chordata; Mammalia; Eulipotyphla; Talpidae. The record is from RefSeq and is a predicted model, not a curated record. The transcript is spliced from 22 exons.